This is a messenger RNA of Nycticebus coucang (slow loris), 733 nucleotides long. RefSeq names its product small lysine rich protein 1 (gene SMKR1). The transcript is spliced from 2 exons. The record is from RefSeq and is a predicted model, not a curated record. NCBI's taxonomy places the organism in Eukaryota, Metazoa, Chordata, Mammalia, Primates, Lorisidae. Bases 102 to 302 code for a protein of 66 amino acids.
CAGAAGCAACACACUUCGGACGUGACUGUCUUCCAUCACCCCCAGGCCAGGACCAUCUAGUUGCACGAAAUCAAGCCCAGGGCUCUCACUGAUUCUGCAUUAUGCCAGGUAAAGGGAAGAAAGGAAAAAGCCGGGGCAAGGCUCAUGGGAAGAAGCAGAAGAAACCAGAAGUGGACAUCCUCAGCCCAGCUGCAAUGCUGAACCUCUACUACGUUGCCCACAAUGUCGCUGACUGCCUGCACCUGCGUGGCUUCCGGUGGCCAGGUGCUCCCAAAGGGAAGAAAGGGAAAAGCAAGAUUUAAGUGAUGGCAUUUCAUGACACAUCUCUGUUACAGAGAUCAGAAUGUGGGAAAGAGAAAUCAGGAUAAUACAACUAUAUCAAAAUAGACUUUACUGAAGACAACUUGAAAUGUAAGCCAAGGGUGCUUUUCUGUGGCAGUUAAUAAUAAAGAAAUGCAAUUUACUUCUUCAGGUAGACCAGGCAUGGUUAGACACUUUGAUUUUUCAGAAGUUAAGGGGGGGGGAAAUAGUCUGAGUAGUUCCUACCAAGUGUGAUGGAAUUGAUUGUAUGUUAAAAAUUAUUAUAAUCGUAAUUCUGGGUCAGAAUUAAACUUCGCUCUCAAAAGGCAGUUCUAGUUUGCAUGAGCUAUUUUCUGUUGCCAAAAGGGGUUUGUUAUUUACAGAAGACAUGGCAAAAAGCAUAGCUUAUACUUAUGAACAUUCCUCUCUUAGG